AUGGGCGCAAAAUCAGGCGUAGCCCUCAAGUUCCUACAAUGGUUCAUCAGAGGCGUGCAGCUCCUCAGCGCGGCACUCAUCCUCGGCAUAUACGCCUACUUCCUCGCCGCCCUGCAUAACCACAACCUCCCCAUCGACACGUCCGUCCGCGCUGUGGCAGGCAUAUCUGGCUCGGCGGUGCUGUACACCCUCAUCGGGCUGCUGCUGCUGUGCUGUGUCGCCGGCCUGACGUUCACGUCCUUCAUCGCUAUUGUGCUGGAUGUGUGUUUCAUAGGCUGCUUCAUCUACGUUGCUGUUGUGAAUAAGCACGGCGCGGGCAGCUGCACCGGCUAUGUGGACACGCCGUUUGGUCAGGGACAGUCUGGCGAUCAAGCUACGGGGUCGGAUGGAUUCACUGCGCUGCCUAGUUUCCAUACCGCGUGUCGACUGCAGACUGCGUGUAUGGCGGUUUCUAUUAUUGCAAUCUUCUUCUUCAUCUUUUCUAUCCUCAUGGAGGUAGCACUCGCGAGACACCACCGCAAGGAGAAGCGCUUCGGUCCCUCUCCCGGCAACAACUACACAUCUGGGUAUGCAAAGGGCGGGUUUUUGAGCCGUUUCCGCCGCAGGAAGGACGAGGUCGAUGAGUCGAAUCGGCUGCCUGAGCAUACGCACCCUGAUCAGUUGGAUGGGCGGCAGAGCUACGGGACGGAGACGACGGCCGUGGGGUAUGAUGGUCGCGGCGCGAGUGGCGAUUAUCACAAGCAGGAAGCUGGGUAUGGGUUCCAGAAUACAGGGACGUAUGGUGGGCUGCAGGGACAGCCUCAGACCCAGGUGCCGCCGAAGAAUUAUAGAUACGGGGAUGGCAUCUACGAGGCUCCUUAG
This is a messenger RNA of Pochonia chlamydosporia 170, 861 nucleotides long. RefSeq names its product membrane-associating domain-containing protein. Bases 1 to 861 code for a protein of 286 amino acids. The record is from RefSeq and is a predicted model, not a curated record. NCBI's taxonomy places the organism in Eukaryota, Fungi, Ascomycota, Sordariomycetes, Hypocreales, Clavicipitaceae. The transcript has 2 exons.